Molecule: messenger RNA, 1026 nt
Organism: Lachancea lanzarotensis
Lineage: Eukaryota; Fungi; Ascomycota; Saccharomycetes; Saccharomycetales; Saccharomycetaceae
Gene: DYN3
Product: LALA0S10e00518g1_1
Exons: 1
Coding region: 1-1026 (341 amino acids)
Source: RefSeq, a predicted model, not a curated record
AUGGGUCUCAGCGCCUGGAAUGAGCUGCUGGAUGCACACCGGGUGCCACACAGCGAAGAUGCGGAUCAAGUGACGCUUGUUUUGUCAGCCGAAACCCAAAAUAUCUUGCAAGAUUUUCUGGUAGGAGUGCUACAAGUAAAAGACGAAAAACCCAGUUUGGCUGCAAUCGGUUACUACCAUAAGGUCUUGGAUUUUGGUUUAAAAGAGAGGCGCCCAUUGUCUAUCCAUGUUUACACGGUUGCCUCGCCUUUAACUGCUACCGCGGUAGAUCUGUUGUCGAUAUUUGUGGGCCCCGACACCGUUAACGUUCGGUGGGGGUUUUUGCUGGAUUGGCAGCGAGGCUCUCACAAAACAUGGUUGCGUGGCCUUCGCGAAAGCUUUGAUCAGCUGCAACACAAAUUGGGCCGAGAUUUAGAGAAUUUGGACUUCUGUACCGUCGUGCUCAUGCGGUCCCAAAUUUGUGUGGGACUGGAUCUGAGAUCCCCGCAUUGGAAUUCGCUCAAAAUGGAGUUUCUGAACCAGUCGCUCAGAUCAUUGGCCCUUCUAAGACGUGCUUCACUGCUGGCAGUCGAACAAGACAGUGCGCCGGAACUUUUGAUAGAAAUAUGCAGAGUCGUGUUGGGCCAGGAGUCAAGCCAGACCCCAAACUACAUCGACAUGAACAGGCUGUUUGUGCCACGAGGCUGUGACUCCGAGCCCAAAAUCAAGACCAUGGGCGAGAGCUUUCCAGUGUCACAGAUCGAAGCCGAAUCGUUCAUAGCAGGUCAAUUCGAACGGCUUAUUCCUGGUGCGUCCGACGAACAACAAGAAAAAGAACGAAAAGAACGAAAAGAAGAAGUUGAAAAAGGGGAUGACCCAGAAUUUGAUCAACUCUCUGAUUCUUCAUCUCAUGAUAUUCCAGAGAUAGAUGUGCAGAAAAAGUUGGCUCAAAUUUACCAAGAACAGAAGUCAUCGCUUUUGGACCCCGUUGCAAGUCACGAAUCUACAAUUGAUAUCCCAAGCGCCAAAGAGGCCUUGGAACUCUGA